CUCAGCGUCGACGAACCCUCGCGGCAGACUGAAACACGACGGCGAAAGGCACAAAGUCGCGAAAAGCGACGGCGUCGGAGGGACGAGCAUGCAUAUCCGUACAGCGCUGAUCAACGACCACGCCUACCUCUUAUCCGAACACACGUCAAAGCUGCCCGACCCAUUGAAACGGCUCUUCUUACCGACACCCUCCCGCACACUAACGGUGCAUACACAGGAGGCCGAGAAUCGCGUACAACGCGCCAGCACUACCGCCUGGAGGACUUGGUGGGUGCGGAAUCGCGAUAUGGAUUCGAACUGGUUCAUUGGGAUGGGCGCACCGUUCGGCCCAUAACAGACGAUUGCGGGCGGGUUAUUGCCGUUCUCUGUGGUGCUCCCGACGACUCGCAGUGGCACAACGUACAGGCAGGUGCAGCAGCAGCCAUUGCAGAGGCCCGCGAAGAGCUGUCACUGACAGUCAAGGAUCGCGUACAUCGGCGCGGAGACUUUCCUGCCUUAGCGGUGGGAAUAUCAUAUGGGGGAGGGCAAAAGCGACCACAGAAACUCGCACACUCAUCAGCAAAUGCUCGCGUCCUGGAGCAGCUUGUGCAGCAUGAACAUAUCAAGCGGAUUGCUGCCUUCGGAUCGAGUGUAUUCCGCACAUGGGCCCCACGUCUCUACGAAUACUACGCCGCACACAUGCAGUCCCUACUGGCGCAUGAUGGGCGCCUC
Molecule: messenger RNA, 711 nt
Organism: Rhodofomes roseus
Lineage: Eukaryota; Fungi; Basidiomycota; Agaricomycetes; Polyporales; Fomitopsidaceae
Exons: 4
Source: RefSeq, a predicted model, not a curated record